Messenger RNA from Chilo suppressalis (striped riceborer), 9052 nucleotides. The record is from the annotation of a GenBank genome assembly. Lineage: Eukaryota; Metazoa; Arthropoda; Insecta; Lepidoptera; Crambidae.
UUAUAGUAAGAGCAAUUAGUUCUUUGAAAAUUCCCUGAGACAUUAUUUGCUUCUAUAUUUACUUACAAUCAUUGGUAGUUCAUUAUAUUUUAAGUAUUUAACUGUUAGAUUUAUAAAUCUAAAUGAAAUGUUACUAGAAAAAAAUCUACGUGGCCCAGGCAACAGACAGGAUUCGAACCUUCCGCUUUCGCUAUCUAGGGUUACGACGGUGCAGGUUCGAAUUCUGUGAGAUGCCUGCACCGCGUGGAAUUUUUCCUUGUUUUUUUCAUUAGAUCAUUGGUAAUCUGAAAAUACUAUCAAAAUCAUAAUUGCGUAGGUAUGUAUUUAGCGCUGCGUAUUAUUACCGCCCCUAGGUUUUUUUCACGUCCUCUAACCUUAAAAUCCUUCCAUUUCGAUACGUGAUUCAUGGUGAAUCCUACAAAAAACAAAUUUCGCCUCCGAUAAUUUUAAACUUGAACAAAUAAAAUCAAUUUAUAAAGGCGAAGGCAACGUAAAUUAAUGAAGGUUUAAUCAUUACUUCGGUUACUAUGGUAACUUAUUGGAUAACACCAAAACAUUACUAUUCUUGUAGGAAUAAUACAGCAGUGUUGUGUUAAUGUUUAUAUUUUUGAUUGCGAUUUCCUUUAUAAAAUUAAGCCAUGAUAUAACAUGAUAUGGUGGUGACGUCAUAAAAUAGGUUUCAUGUGAUAUCGAUAUCAAUCAAUAGCAAAGUUAAUGUGAAAAGUAUCGGUUUAAUUUGAUAAAAAUUCAUGAAGAUGAAAAAGGAACUAAAGGUCAAAUUCCUCAUAUUGUAUUGUAAAGCUGUGUCUCUCUGGAAAUAGGAGCUACUAAUUCAUUUAAAUAAAGUCAGCCAUGAACCGCUAUGUGGUGCUACAACAGCUGGGAGACGGCACGUAUGGCUCCGUGGUGAUGGCGCAGCGACGCGACACCGGCGAGAAGGUGGCCAUCAAACGCAUGAAGAGAAAAUACUACUCGUGGGAUGAGGCUAUGAAUUUGCGAGAAGUGAAAUCAUUGAAAAAACUGAACCAUGCCAAUAUAGUGAAGCUCCGCGAGGUCAUACGCGAAAACGACACUCUCUAUUUUGUUUUCGAAUAUAUGCGUGGCAAUCUUUAUCAAUUGAUUCGCGAUGCGGAGCGGCCGUUUCCGGAGCCCGUGUUGCGUAAUAUUCUGUACCAGGUGUUGCAGGGACUGGCGCACAUGCAUCGGCACGGAUUUUUCCACCGCGACCUCAAGCCGGAGAAUCUGCUGUGUGCCGGACCGGAGCUCAUCAAGAUCGCCGACCUGGGCCUCGCGCGCGAGGUGCGCUCGCGGCCACCGUACACGGACUAUGUGUCGACGCGAUGGUACCGAGCACCCGAGGUGCUCCUCCACGACACACGGUACGGAGCACCCAUCGAUUUAUGGGCGUUGGGUUGCAUAGCCGCCGAGCUUUACACGUGCCGCCCGCUGUUUCCCGGCAACUCGGAAAUCGACCAACUGCACAAGGUGUGUGCAGUGUUGGGCACGCCGUCGCGAGAGGAGUGGCCGGAGGGGUACGUGUUGGCGGAGGCGCUGCGGUUCCGGUUCCCGGCGUGCGCGGGCGUGCCGCUGGCGCGCGUGGUGCCCACCGCGUCCCCGCCCUCGCUGGCGCUGCUGGCCGCGCUGCUGCGAUACCCGCCAAGGGACCGCCCCACGGCACCACAAGCACUGAGGUUUCCGUAUUUUGCCGUAGGCGCUGCUCUCGUUUUACCGCCUCCCGCGUCCAGAGCGAGAAGGAGCGGAUCUCGGAUAGAGAAUGAGAAUUUACCUCCGGCACCCAACGCGCUUCCGGUGGCCAUACCGGGUAUCGUCGGUAUCGGUGCACCGCCGCAUCGAGACCGCUUCGCUGAUAUUUUAGGAGGCGAGGUAGUGCACGAGUCGGAGUCGGAGGCGGUGCGGCAGCGGUCGGGGUCGGGUGCGGGUGCGCGGCGCGGGCGCAGCGUGCUGGCGGCGCUGCAGGCGGGCGCGGGAGGGGGCGCGGGCGCGGGCGCUGGAGGGGGGCCGGCGCCGUGCCCCGCCGCCGCCGCUGCUGCAGCCGCGCACUACCUCGGCACCUCGCGCUACGUCGCCGGCACCCGCAUCGACGCCUCGCUCUUCCAUCCGGUGCCACUUCGAUUUCACCAAGAAGCGACUACCGUAGGCAGUGGCGCGCCGCGAGUAGAUUGGGCAGCGAAAUAUCUGCGUUGAGGGCCUUCCGCCUAACCUCGCCCGUCGAUCCUUAUUGCAGAGUCUCAUUUAGAAACUAUCGUGUGCUUAACGAAAGUGAAUAGAGAUACUUGGUGAAAUGCGCUGUUUGUGAUUAAUGUAUGUACUUGAUCAUGUUAAAAAGUGAAGUGCAUCAACAUUCUAAUGACCCAAUACUAUAAUAAUAUCUUAAGUUUAACGACAAUCAAGGGCGACCUCACACUUACUGCUGUCCAUACAGAGAUGUUUAAUAAAAUAAUACUGGCUUUUUUUUUCGAAACAGAUACCUAUAUUAAGUAAUUAGGUACCUAUAUUUAAAGAAAUUUCCACUUUGGUUGUUUGUCUCACCAGAUGGCGCCGCCGAUGAGUGAGGUCCUGAAGUAGCUUUUUAAGUUUGUAAAUACGUUUUUAAGUUUCCUGUUAGUGAUUUUUAAGUUUGUUAAUAAUACAAGAUUUAAAUACAAAGAUUUUAAUACAAGAGAACCGUAUCGUAAACACAAUCGGCCAUGCCACAGUGUUGCGCAGUUCCGAUAUUUUCGGAAAAAAGGAGGACAUAUUUUUUCUUAGCUCCGCUUUUAAAUAACUGACAUUCAUUGACACGUAACUCAUAUUUGCCAUAAUAAAUCUGAGUUAUUACCAAAUAUUCCUAACAUUACUUUAAUUUAAUUUGACAUUUCGGAGACCUCACGCUACACAGGCGCCUCUAGCGGCGGAUUCAUACGCAAUAGCCCUUAGUACUUUGAAUGCAGAGAUUUGGUGAUUCCCAAUUAGGAAAUUGGAAUUGUAACUUGAUACAUGGAUGACGACUUUAUAUAUUUUGGUAGUAGUUCAGAUGUGCCGAUGGUUUAAAAUCUGCACAAGGUGUUGGAGUCUGAUCCAGAACCCUCCAGAGUAUCACACGUUAAUUGGAGACCUUGGUUUGCGUGUUAUAGUCUCUCGAGAUAACUUCUAGUAUUAGACUUAAGACUGCGCGCCGGGCAUAUCCCAUCCAACAAAGAAAUUCUACCACCUGGUGGGAAGUCUAAACUGUUACUUUAUGACCACGUGGAAAAACAGACGAUUCAUUAAUGUGGGAGUGUGCCCUGAAUGCAGAGCCCAGAGGGAGAAUGUUGGGGAGUGCUGAUUCUCGUUUGAAUGGGCAAUUCAACAGAUGGUUGGUAAUACCCAGUAUGACAACGCAAUUAAAUUACACAAUUCCUUAGAGGGGCCAUACACGUUACAACGAUCGCAUGGACCGUCGCACGGACUUCGGUCACAUGCGACUAGUUCGAUCAUGAAUGAAUUGGUCGUAGUCGUAGAGCGGACUGAACGAUCAUGUUGCCGGUUCGUUGAAAUACUUAUCGUACAGUGGUUCGAUCGAUGGUCUGUGCGACUGUUUCAACGUGAAUGGUCCCUUUUAACCCUUGAAUUUGUCUGUUGAAUAGUGUCUGAAAGUGAUUCAUUUUCCUCAAGCGAUUGAACCUUUAAUGACUAUGUGCUUCGACUACACAGAUAUAAAAACAGAAAAAAGACAAAAAAACUUGCCUGACUCAAUGUGGAUCUUCAUCAUCAACCCAAAUAUCCCUAAUACUGGGUUUCAUGUCUUCAAUGAAUGGAAGAGGGAGAUUGAGCCAUGACCAUCCACGCAAGCCCAGUGCUUAUGCAACCAGGCAGGGCCAACGACUUUGACGGAGCAGCUCGAGAUAAAACAUUAUAGCUACCCAUCUGAUGACUGGUGAUAGAUAUAGAUAUCUUAACGCGCCGGCGCCACUAAGCUCCUCCAACAUUAAGGAUCCUACCACAAAAUAUAAAAAGCCCCGCACGCUAUCUUAUGUACGUACCUGCCUUGUUUAUGGACGUUUUAUUUAUUUGUGGCACUGUGACAUUAGCUACGCCGUUACGUGGACAUUGCGUAAGGGCGUGGCUGCCAUCCAUUAAAGUUCUGCUGCCGGACAAUUCUCUAUACUGCAACCCCAAAAUAUCAAAGAUCUGGCAAGAGAGGGGGGAGGAGUCUGACAUAAGCCUGUCACCUCCUAACCCAGUGGCGGGCGAGGGAUGGGCAUUUCACCCGGUUAAAAAAGGCCUGCCUUCCAUCCCCUCAUUUGUUUUGGUUUUAAGGACGUCUAGUUUUCAUUUCAGAAAGCGUUCGGGUAGUACUCGGUACAUAUUUUAUUUGUUACAUCAAAUCUGUAAAUUACAAUAAACUUAUUAAUAAAUAAGGCGAAGGUAAUGUAAUGUUGUUUUUAUAAAAAGGUGCAAUAUUUUUGAGGGAUAUGCGGGCGAAAAGGGGAACAUCUCAAUUUUCCCAAAAUGUCCAGAGUUUAUUUAUGUCAGGCGUCGGCAAUUAAUGGUAUUAUGUAAUAAAGGUACCUAAUUAGGUAGGUAAAUCGAGAUUCUUGGUUCAAGGUACUUUUUAUAAAAUUCACUCUUAAAAUAUCUGGACGUUUCUUACCUAAACGACCGACGCGACCGUGAAAAAUUAUUAAAAGUAGUAUUUACUCAUACAAACCACGAUCCGCGUUGCAUAUUUAAUAUACAAAUAACGCCGCGGGUCGUGGUCAACCUAAGUAAGUAUACCGAUUUCACUUCAUAAAAUUAGAGGAUGGCUGUAGUAAUUUAAUUUGAACAUUUGUUUUUUAGUCUAUACUUUUAAACACAUAAAACAGCUUAUAACGCUGUCCACCAUGAUUGUGACGUCACAAAAUUUGUAAACAACUGAACGUCAUUGUCUUGUUACUGUGGUUUCUUUCGUUGGACUAAAAUAUAUCUAAAAGCUCAUAGGUAUAUCUUGUAAAAAAGUUUCCGUUUAUUUAUUUUGUUGACUAAACUAAUGCUGGACGCCGGAUUUGUCAAAGCAGAAACGAUAUAACUCUUAGACUUAGUACAUUCAUAACCCUAAAAAUUGUAUUUUAAACUUUAAAUAUUAUUCAAUCAGUACUUACAACGAAGUGAUCUUUGCAAAAAGAAAUGACUUUCAGCAAGUUUUAGGCCGUAUACAGAAAGAAAGCCGAAAGCCGAUCGGCGCCGAUCAGCGCCGAUCGGCGCUUAUCGGCGCUGAUCCUUUUUCUAUGGACCGGCGCCGAUCGGCGCUGAUAGGCGCCGAUAAGCGCCGACACGCGCUGGUCCGAAUGAUAAAUAAUUUGUAUUUGAAUUAUUAUCCUUAGAUUAAAUCAAUCUAAGAUAUAAUCUUUUUAUAAAUCUAAUAACUUUAUCUUUUAUUAACUAAGCGCUAAAAUUAUUUGUUUCGUACUUACCGAAUGGUGACAACAAGUCUUUCAGAAAUCAGAAAUCAAUAUAUCUUUAUUCAAAUUGGAUGUAUAGUACAACUCUUCUGAAUCGUCCAAAAAUUUUUUUUCCCUACCACACGUUAUGGACAUAUUUUUUAGCUGCGGAGAAAAACGAGCGAAAAAAACUCCACAACAUUAAAAGUCUAAUGUAACAACAUUUACAAAUCAUUAUGUUGUUACAACGUCAAUACAAUUAUGAUUUAUUUAAUAUAGAAAACCUGUUGGAAUGAUUGGAACAGUUCAAACCCAAGCAUUUUUGUCUGUAAUAUAAUCAGACACUUUGUAAUAAGCUUUUUUAAUAAGUGUUUUUUUUUAUAAUAUCUUUAAAUUUAUUUAUGGCUAACUCUUGGAUAUUGCUUGGGACUUUAUUGUAUAAGCGAACAACAUUUUGGCGAACAACUUUCUUCUGGAAGGAUUGGUUGUUUAUGCCAAUUGUACCAAUUUUUCAUCAAACGGCUUUUCACUAAAUCCAAAAUGUAAUAAAAUGUUUCUUGAAUCAUUCUUGUAUAUGUAUAAAAUCUUUGUUCAUCAAAUUUAUUUUUUUUUACAAAUAAAUGAUGGUAUUCUCCGAAACGUUUCCUUUCUCUAUUUAUAGGAUGUAUAGCUGUUUUUCGCAUUUUUAAAUAAACAUUUUCUAACAAAACCAAAUCAUCGUCCGAUGAGUCCGACAUUUUGCUUGAUCUGCUUUAAUCGGCUUCCUUUAUGUAGGAAGGAUCGGCGCCGAUAAGCGCCGAUCGGCUUUCUUUCUGUAUACGGCCUUAGACAUGUGUUCAUGUUUAAGUCUUUAACGAUGUGUUACUACAUUCUCGUAUAAUACAAUCAUAAUAAUUACUAUAUUUUUCAUGAAAUCAUGGUUUUAUAAUAUAAACUCAGAUAGUUUAUUUUCUACGUGCUUGGGAGUGUUUGUUUACAAAUGUUUUGAAAUCUUAGCAUACAUAAAGCUAUAGACUAAAAUGGCCAACAGCUUUUUGUAUGUCCAUGAAAAAUCUAUUUUAAAAUAUAAGUUUUGGAGCUUACUCAAAAAAAAAUACAAUACAUUUUUUUAUUGGUGUAAUAAAACAAUUAUUAAACCAUUUAAAACAUAUUUCCAAAACUAGCCUAUUUGACAACAGUAUAUCCUUGUCAGUCUAUACAGAAUGAAUAGCAGAGGCUGCUGUUAAAUUUAGUUUUAAGUUUAGAGAAUCAUGCCUGAGUCGACACCCACCAGUGUCUGUCUGAUGGUAAAUAUCUACCACUGCAUGGCAAUGUAGUGUCUUCUUUAAAAAUUCUAUGUUAUAUCUUCCUUUUUUAAAUAAACAAAAUACUCAUUUUAAUUGGUAUCACCUAUCCUUCAUUUCACUCAGAAAAAAAUACGUAGAUCUACGGACUUUUCAUAUGCAAAUUCUACUAAUUCUAUGUAAUUUUCUCAUAAGGCCUAUGCCUUUUUCAAAAUUCGAGUUGUCAACACAGCUGGAAAGGUCCAUGAUGCUAGAGUGACUGGGAAUAACAGCGCAAGACUUAUGGCACACUAUGGCAUGACUUGUAUUGGCAAGUUUAUCACAAACCCUAAUUUAUUAUAUCAUUUCAAUAAUUAGUUUAAGAUUUAAAUCGCUAUCUACUGAUUCACGUGGAACUAGCUACUAAAACGCAGUAGUGCCAUUUUGACACACGGAAAAUUAAUAUUGUACAGUAUUGUUCAAUCAAAUAAAUUAAAAACUAUGAUUCAAAACUUUUUUAAUUUAAACCAUUAGACCCCACCACAGCUCUCCUCUCAUCAAGUAUAAGUGGAGUCCAGAAAGAAAGACAGGUAAUGUGGCUGAAAAGUGAACCACUCAAGUUGUUAUCCUGUGAAUCCCUGAAACUUUACUAACAUAUCACCAAAAGGUAUAUCUACUGCUCUGUCUGGUGGAGAUUAUCACUGUGGAGUCCUGAAAACCUUACUCACUUUAGGAACACAACACACAAGAAUGUUGUUAAAUUAAUGCAUAAUACAAUAAGGUGGAUUACUUCACUCGAAAGAUGCUCCAAUUCAAAAUUUUACCUUUGAUAAAGUAUUUCUGCUUGAUUUUAAAGUGGCACUUUAUUUUUGAUAGUAAAAUAGCUUUUGGUUAUUUCUUUAAUGCAAGUUCUUUUUAACAAUAUAGAUCGGAAAGUGCUUCAGUAACUUGGCGUCGGGUGGUAUUUAAGUGUAGCUAUCAAAGGGAAGUUUAAAUAAACUUAAGUUUUUAACGACACGGCUGGCACCUUCACGGUGACUAUGAAUAGAUUCAUUCAAUCCAAAAUUUAAUCUGUCAUCCAGUAGAAAUAGAAGAAAAGCAAAAUUAAAGUGCAUAGAUAACUUCAUACUAUAUUAUGUACAUUUAGUUUUAUAUAAAAUUUGACAGCAAUCAACAAGGGGGUCUGCAAUAAUGCUCCAUUUUUAGUAUAUAUAUACAGUGCGGUUCACUCAUACUUGAGGUAGGACUUGGUGUCGAGUGUGUUGGGCGGAUGCGGAUGAGGCGGUGGGUGCGCGGGCGCGGAGCCGGGGCCGGAGGCGGCGGGCGCGGGGGCGGGCGCAGGCGCGGGCCAGUCUCCCGCCCAGUUGAAUACGCGCGCGCCGCCCUCCACCAGCCCCCAGCCCAGCAGCUGCGACCCGCGCGCGUCGCGCUCGCGCUUCGGCGACGCCGUCGAUAUGUUCACCGACACGCCCUUGAUGAUGUGGUCCUGCCCGCACAGCGACUGCGCCACCUCCGGGUCCAAGAACGUCACGAAGCUGAACGCGCGGAACGGCCGCGGAACGAACACGUCUGUCACUUGGCCGAACGCACCGAAGUACUCUCGAAGGUCGUCGGCGGUGAGGCUCUCGGUGCACCGGCCCACGAACACCUUGCGGUGCGCGGUGGCUCCGCCGUCCUUGCCGUUGGGAAUCCGAACGUCGCACCAUCGCCCGUCGAUCAUGUGUCGCCGCCCGAGCGCGCGCACCUGCGCCUCGUAUUCGGAGAAUUUGAUGAAUCCGAAGCCUUUGGAUAGCCCCGUUUUAACGUCGCGUUUCACUUGCACCAUGAGCAACUCCCCGAAGGUGGAAAAGUAGUCGCGGACCGCUUCCUCUCCCGUUUUCCACGGCAGGCCGAGCACUAUGAGGUCGGAGCAGCGCGGCCUCGGGGACGAGGCGGGCUCGGCGCGGGGGAAGGCGCACCAGUAGCGGUGAGCGGCCCAGCCCUCGGCCGGCGGAGACAGGCGCUCGUCGGUCUGGCGCACGCCUCGUAAGCGCCCGCCGGCGCGAUACUUGAGACCGCUGGCUCCCGCGAACUGGGCGGCGACGGUGCUCAGCAGCAACGUCCCGUCCUCUUCUGUCGGCAAUUCGAUGGGCUCAUCUUGCUCGCCCUCGCUCACCGGAACGUAUUCUAUCGACAUUUCGUUCACCCCCCGACACGCACUCUUUCAUUCCUCAUUUCGUUUACAUUAUAGUCUCGAUGACAAAGAAGUAACAGUCUUUUCGACUGAAUUCUUACGAAUCACAUAUAAUCAUGUACUAUUUUCGACUUUUUUCUGUCCUUCUUUCGUCCACUUGGCAUACGCGUGACGUAAAGUACAAACGUGACAUCUCUGCUUGCUUGUCAUUGUCA